GCCAUGUUUGCCAGCUACGUCCCUGAAAUCAUAGAGUUAAUAGGAAACCGCAAGAAAUAUGGUGGUUCCUAUAGUGCGGUUAAUGGGAGAAAGUAAGUAUUUUCCGGAAGGUUCUGCUGUCUUUCCUUGUACGCGGUAGAACCCUCUCUGCAUGCCCUUUUCUUUUUUCUGUUUCAUGCAUGUAGGCCAUGUUUGCUCGCUACGUGCCAGAAAUUGCUGCUCUCAUCCUUAAUCGGAAGAAAUACGGAGGGAGUUAUAACUCAACACGAGGCAGAAAGUAAGUCCAAAUCCAGACAAGGUGUGGUUGUGUGACUCAAGUGCGCCCCCCCUCAGGUUAAGAGUGGUAUGGGGGUUGAUUCACCAAGUUACUAUUACUUUAGUCACACUGCGUGACUGGAGACCUUGGCCAUAAGGACACACAUGUCCAUGUCCCUUUACUCUCUCUAUUUCUCUCUCUAUGUCUCUCUCUAGUUCUCUCUCUCUCCCUGUCUUUCUUCUCUCGCUCGCUCUCUCGCUCUCUCUCUCGCUUGCUCUCUCGCUCUCUCUCUCGCUUGCUUUCUCUCUCUCGCUCUCUCUCUUGCUGUCUCUCUUGCUGUCUCUCUUGCUGUCUCUCUUGCUGUCUCUCUCGCUCUCUUGCUGUCUCUCUUUCUCUCUCUCUUUCUCACUCUGUCCCUCACUCAGUGAUUACCUGAAGUCCAUCGUUGUGCUUUUGUUUUUUAUUUUUUACUUUGAUACAUCCUAUGUGCUGCAUUUUAAUUUCAUUUGAAAACUAGAGCUUUCAUGACUACAUUAUAGACAUAUGCUAUUAAUAUGUGAUGAUUUAUUUCUCAUUUUGUAUGUACGGUACUGUUAUGUGUUGUCCUACUUAUUUAUUCCGAAACCAUCCAAUGACAUUCCUCCUUCAAUUGUGCUCUCACUAUAAGGACGAAUCAGGGUCAUGAUGAUACAUAAUUGUAAAAUGAAUAGUCAUGAAACCCCUACUAUCAGCUCUAAAAAGAAAAUAGAAAAAUACAAUAAUCCUCAACUGCAUUAUUAUUGGUGGUCUUUUAGUAGCAUCAUCAAUCUCAAUGACCUUGCAGGAUAUGAUUUCAUUUCUUGUUUUCAUUUUGCUUGAGUUAACUUCGCAUAAGACAUGCUAUUUUUAUUUAUUUUUUCAUUUAUCUGCAUGUUCUCUGUGACCUGAGCUCUGCUCUGUUGGGUUUUUCACGCUUCAUGGUUCCCAUGACAAACCUGACAAAAAGCUCAGCUUCCUGUCUUGUCACUGCCAGCCCCAUCGUAUCAUCACUGUGUGACAUGACUCUUAUUAACCGCUCACUCGCAUCAUCUCUGCUCGACAUGACUCUGGCCCUGAUCUUCAGUCAGCUCCCACACCCUGAAUGCUGGAUGCCUCGCUGUCAUUGGAGGCGCUCGAUUGCUCUUGGCUUGCUUUGCCCGCUUGGUUCUUUGGUGUUCCGUCGUUUGGUUUGUGUGGCCGUAGUUGUGUGGGCCAGAGGUUGUGGUGUUGUGUGCGGAUGUGUGUGUGUGUGUGUGGACGUUCAGAACACAGAUUGUUGUGUUGUGUGUGUAUGUACAGUGUGUGUGGCUGAAUCCCUGGUUUUGUGGCUCAAACUUUACUGGCUCAACAGCACAGCACACAGACUAACACAGACUCUUAGUUAGACCCAGACUAACCCCACUGCUCCUAAUAGUUUAACUCAGCAGAAUAAAGAGACUUCCUGCAUCUCUCCCUCUCGCGCUCUCUCACUCUCUCUCACUCUCUCUCUCUCUCUCUCUCUCUCACUCACCGUCUUUAUAUGUUCUACCUUACUAUUUUACUUCUGUCUCUUUGGUCUUUCUUUCUCUCCCCGUCCGUCUUUCCUCCUCCCUCAUCGCGCGCUUCAUACCCCCCCCCAGACCUAUCCCCCGUUUCCCCUCCCUCUCCCCGGGCCCUUCACAAACCCCCUUAGCGCGCGCUCGCACCACCCUUGAGAGCCCAACCCCCGCGCGCGCGCGCGCGCAGCCCACCCAAACCCACCGCGCGCGAACACCCAGGAACCCAGCGCGAAAAACCGACCGACGCAAGACCCAGCCGCCAACCAGAACCCCCAGCCGCGCGAAACAAUCGACGAAAAACCGGCCGACCCGAACCCAACCCCCCCCCGCGCGGCCGAAACCCCCGCCGGCCGCACCCCGCACCCGCGCCACCCCACCGGCCCACCCCCCGGCCCCGCCCCGCGCGCCAAACGGCCCGGCGCACGCGAGCGCAAACCCCCCAAGACCCGAUCCAAAACCGGCCCGCCCCAACCCCCGCCCUCGCCCAAACCCCCCCGCCGACGCCAACGAACCCCGGGCCCCCCCCCAACCCCCCACCCGGGGGCUCCUCCCCCCCCGGGAACCCAACCCGCGGCGCGCGCCGCGCAACCCCCGCCCGCGCAACCCUCAACCCCCGCCGCGGGCACCCCGGCCCGCCGCGCGCGGCAACCCCCGCCCGCGCCGACAACCCCCCCCCCCCACAACCGCGUAACACAAAACCAAACCCCCUCUCGCCACCGCGCGCGCGCGCGCACUCAACUCUGACAACCUCUCCUCAAACCUACCCCAAGCUCUCCGCGCGCAACCCCCUCCAAUCGCGCGCCGCAAACACCGGCCUCUCUCUCGCUCAAACCCCCUUCCAUCUCUCUCUCUCAACACCCCUCCCCUCUCUCUCUCUCUCUCUCUCUCUCUCAACCCCCUUCCCCUCUCUCUCUCUCUCUCUCUCAACCCCUUUCAUCUCUCUCAACCCCCUUCCCCGUCAGUGAGACAAGAUUAAUGAGAUGUUAUGUUUGGCUUGCGCCCUGCGUCUCCAUUCACUGACAGGGUGUUGAGAGAAGGGUUUGUCAAAACUGCCGACUCCCCCUCUCGCCACCUUUCCCUCUCCCUCACUCCCCCUUUCACACACUCUCCCACUUUCCCUCUUUACCUCUCCAUCGCUGUCUUUCUCCCCCUCCUCCUUUCUCCUUUUCUCUUUCCUUUUCUUUUUUCUAUACUUCAUACAUACAUGUGUUAGUAAUCGGGCCCCCAGUUCAGCCAGUCUAGCACAGAGGCUCAGACUGGCAACAGGAUCUGUGCAUUAUUAUGUUAUAUACUCUAUGUAUGGGUUCAUACUUUAUAUGUACAGAUCAAGACACAUAUACAAACACAUUUGUCAUAAUGGUUUAUUGUUUCCUUGUGGAGAGUACACUUUUUGGGCAAGGAAAAAGCUAAACAAGUUAAGUUCACGAAACUGAGGAUUAGGAAUAUAUCCAACUUCCAGUUAAUAUUACACAUCAUUAAGUGGUUUAUCUUAAUGGCACGUGCGCGCGCACACACACAUACACACACACACACACACACACACACACACACACACACACACACACACACACACACCAGUCAGCGUAGUGACAGAUCUCACAUCGCCUACACUGAUGUCAUCAAGACGAGCGUUCUGUUGGCUCUCGACUCACUGCACUCACGGCCCUGUGGUUCUUAUUAGGGCUCUGUGGUUUCCAUUAGCCCCCACUGAAACAGAGGGAAUGGCAUGGAAACUGGCCUAAACCCUGGCUGAACCCUGCAGUACUCUGAAUGUGUUAGUUCUCUGUGUGCCUGUGAUGGCUUGCAGCCUGAGGUGUGGAGACCUGGAGACUCUCAUCCCAGUCACACAUAUUAUAUAAUAUGUACAGUACGCAUUAGGGAAUUUAAUACACAUGUAUUAACAUAAAUAAAUAUCAUAAUUGAUGUGAUACUGAACAUGAAUAACCUACAUGAGUAAUUUUACAGUAUGAAUAAGAUCUCCAGUAUUCAGGUUAGAUAGCGUCCAAAUAUAUCUUCCUCAUUUCUGUGGCAAAAUGUAUUUUUUAUGCUACACCGUGUUUCAUUAGUUACAGAGAUAUAGGUCACUGUUGAAUGAAAAACACAAGAAAUCUGGUGUUUUGUUGCCUUUCCUUCUGCAUCCUAUAGUGUCAGCCUAAGGAUCAGAGCGAUAUCAAUGGUGUGGCCUCUGUUGCUGGUGUUUGAGCUGUCUGUUUGCUGUGGUGAAGUAUUUAAUGUGUUCCUGAUUAUAUGAUUUGUUAGGUUGAUAUCCUGCAUGGUCUGUAAUACAUGUUCUCAGAAUUCCCUCGUGCAUUUAAUGUGAUGCUGUGCAACUCUAUUGUGGCACUUGGUAUUUGUGUGUAAUAUUUUGUCAUAUGUUCUGUGCCACUGUGAUUGUACACACAACUUGAGUUUUUUUAGUUUGAUAUUUCAUUGAGAAGUCCAGGGUCGAAUAAGCUUAAAGGAAGUUAUAUUUUUUGCAAACCAAUGAAUAGAUGUUGAAUCAUGUAUCCUUACUACUCCUUAUAUGUAGCCAAAUACCUUCCUUGGCUUGGAUACUGUGCUGUUGUCUAUAAUGCUAGCCCUAGCGCACCAAUAGGCAAAAUGAUCAGUAGUCUGUCCAUCCUGCAAUGAAGUCAACUGAAGCGUAUAUACUCCCAACAAUUGUUCCGCUUUAAAAAUCUGUCAAGCUCCACUGAUAACUAAUCUAUACAUGGAGACGAGAUGUCUGAGAUGAACUGUGUGUGUGCGUGCGUGUGUGUGAGUGCAUCCGUGCCUGUCUUAACACGGAGCCACAAUAAAGCCAGUUACUACACUGCACAAAUCCCAUAUACUCAGCCUCUGAAGAUGACUUCUGGACAUGGAGUAGGAAAACAUGACUGAUGUUUUUGUCUCCCUGAAUGGGACACAUCAUCUUCUGCCAACAGCUGCUGGCUUCUCACUGAGACCUCUGCUCAUAAUCUGAUCUCAUCAGAGAGCUCACAGCCUCAUGCCAUCACUGGAUAGCUAGUCCAGAGCCCAGAUCUGUGAAGAUCAUUAUGUUCAAUGGCUACCAGGCCUGUGUUGUCACCAUGUCUACCAGGUGUCCACCAGAUCAUGUCUGCUUCAGCCUGCCUCAGUCUGCUUCAGUCCACUUAAGUAUGCAUCAGUCUGCUUUAGACCUCUUCAAUGUGUUUCAAUGCCACUUUGGACACACUGAUCUGGACUGGAACAGUCAAGUCUUUCAUAUACAACAGGAGUUAAUGUAUCAUCCAAUGGUCUCAUCAUCUCCCAGUAUGAGAACAUGGGUUUGGAUCAGUGUUUGUUUCUGUUAAAACAGAUUGAGCUUGAUGAGUUAAGUCUUGUAUAGUGAUCAGGCCAGACCACAGUUCUUCAGUGAGUCAGUAACCCAAUGCACAGACAGUCUAACUCUACCAAGCGCAUACAGGGCAGAGCUGCAGAAGCAAAUUGUCAUCUGGCACAUCUCUCAAAUAGAGCCAUUGUCAUUACAUAGAUUGUCUUACAGGUCUUUUUAGGACAAUUCGGGUAGCUCGCCUGUCUCUGUGCCCAAUGUAAUCCCCUUGAUGACGAGCAUGUUUGGGUUUCUCUUUAUUUGAGGUUUGACGUCGAACAUUGGCUCGACAAUGUUGAGUUAGUUUGGCCUACCGCAAUACAAAUGAGACCGUUGGUAAAGCUGAAUGGUUAAAACUGUCUUUAAUCCUAGUUUGAUUAUGUAGUGUAUCAACAUAAUACUUUAGCAAUGGAGGCAUUGGGAAACCCACCCGAGCCGCUUGCGGAAAUCUUUGCUUUGUGCUGGAGAACAGAACAAAAAAAUACGUAUUUUGAGUCACCUGAACAAGCUUGAUAUGUUACAGAGACUAGGAGCUGCAUCUGUGUUCAAAACUGACUCAAAUCUACUCCAGUAUGAGUGAAGCUCCUAUGUGAGUAUUACUGUGAAACCCUCUAUCUGAGAGCCUCUGUCUCUGGAGUGGAUCAUCACACUGGAGCCCAGAGUGGAACCAUGGGACAAACAAGGUCACCACCCCAGUCAUGACCCCAGCCCCAGUCCGAUCUAUCCCCUAUCUGUCUAAAUCCAUCUUUCUCCUGAAGUCAGCAGUGCUCUCUGUCUGACAUAGAACUCAACUAUCCUGCCAUCCACACGUCAACCAGCCUCAUGUUCUGUUUAGAGUUCUUGUCAGCCGCAGACCAAGAAAUCACUUUACAAGGCUUUUAGUAAUGCCUUGUAUGAAAGCGUGCGCCUAUUGCUGUACAUGUCUCUGUCAACAUGUAUUCGGCUCUCAGAGGGUGGUUUGGCGUAAGGGAACGGUUUCCUUAUUGAGAACGGAUGACAAUCAAAACCAGGAAGUGUACUUUAGGAUUAUAUUUUAGGUCUCCUUAAAGUGGUUCAAAGUUCAGGGUUUGGUUGCACACGUCAUGUCGGAUUUUUUCAUACAAGGAGGGGGAAACUACGCUUUUCACUCUUAUGGGGAUUUGUUUUCUUUUACUGAAAAACAACAACACUAAAAGUCAUGUCUAGUUUUCAAAAUACAUUUUUCUGACAUAAAUAGUUUUUAUUGGGAAUUAGAGUUGUGAGAGUGCUUUGGUAUGACGUGAGUGUUCUUUUCGAGGCAUUCGUGUUGGUUGUGAUUUAUGUUGCCUUGCUCAAGUUGAUUUCUCCCCCCCCUUCUCCAGGCACAUUGUGGUCUGUGGUCAUAUAACGCUCGAAAGUGUCUCCAACUUCCUCAAAGACUUCCUACACAAGGACAGGGAUGAUGUCAAUGUAGAAAUAGUUUUUCUCCAUAAGUAAGUACAUGUUUCGCUCCCUAGCUUUAAACCAUUACACAGCAUAGUUAAACAUGAAAUAAUAUAAACAAAAAGCAUAGGAAAUUGUCAUUUUCUCUGUUCUUUCUCUCAUAAUCUCCCCCCCCCCUUUUUUUAUGUGGGGUCUAAUGUAUUUCUGUAGUAUGCAUAAAAUACUUACACUAUUUAUACAAAAGUAUGUGGACACCCCUUCAAAUUAGUAGAUUCGGCUAUUUCAGCCAUACCCGUUGCUGACAGGUGUAUAAAAUCGAGCACACAGCCAUGCAAUCUCCAUAGACAAGCAUUGGCAGUAGAAUGGCCUGUACUGAAGAGCUCAGUGACUUUCAACGUGGCACCGUCAUAGGAUGCCACCUUUCCAACAAGUCAGUUUGUCAAAUUUCUGCCCUGCUAGAGCUGCCCCGGUCAACUGUAAGUGCUGUUAUUGUGAAGUGGAAACGUCUAGGAACAACAACGGUUCAGCUGCGAAGUGGUAGGCCACACAAGCUCACAGAACGGGACUGCUGAAGCGCGUAGCGCGGAACAAUCGUCUGUCCUCGGUUGCAACACUCACUACCGAGUUCCAAACUGCCUCUUGAAGCAAAGUCAGCACAAUAACUGUUCGUCGGGAGCUUCAUGAAAUGGGUUUCCAUGUCCAAGCAGCCAAGAUCACCAUGUGCAAUGCCAAGCGUCGGUUGGAGUGGUGUAAAGCUCGCCGCAAGUGGAAACUCGUUCUCUGGAGUGAUGAAUCACUCUUCACCAUCUGGCAGUCCGAUGGACGAAUCUGGGUUUGGCGGCUGCCAGGAGAACGCUACCUGCACGAAUGCAUAGUGCCAACUGUAAAGUUUGGUGGAGGAGGAAUAAUUGUCUGGGGCUGUUUUUCAUGGUUCGGGCUAGGCCGUUUGUUCCAGUGAAGGGAAAUCUUAAUGCUACAGCAUACAAUGACAUUCUAGACGAUUCUGUGCUUCCAACUUUGUGGCAACAGUUUGGGGAAGGCCCUUUCCUGUUUGCAUGACAAUGCCCCCGUGCACAAAGCGAGGUCAAUACAGAAAUGGUUUGUCGAGAUUGGUGUGGAAGAACUUGACUGGCCUACACAGAGCCCUGACCUCAACCCCAUUGAACACCUUUGGGAUGAAUUGGAACGCAGACUGCGAGCCAGGCCUAAUCGCCCAACAUCAGUGCCUGACCUCACUAAUGCUCUUGUGGCUGAACGGAAGCAAGUCCCCGCACCAAUGUUCCAACAUCCAGUGGAAGGCCUUCCCAGAACAGUGGAGGCUGUUAUAGCAGCAAAGGGGGGACCAACUCCAUAUUAAUGCCCAUGAUUUUGGAAUGAGAUGUUCGACGAGCAGGUGUCCACAUACUUUUGAUCAUGUAGUGUAUGUCUUUUUUUAUGGGAUCCAACCCUUUGAUUGAGUACAGUACAGAGCACACUGCUUGUGAGUCACUUGGAAAGAGUUUCUGCUUCAUUAGUAAAACUUCAAAUCCCAACGUGUGUUUGUCCUUGCUCCCUCUCCCUCUCCCUCUCCCUCUCCCUCUCCCUCUCACUAUCACACUCUCUCUCACUCUCCCUCUCUCUCUCUCUCCCUCUCUGCUCCUUUAGUAUUUCCCCUAAUCUUGAGCUGGAAGCCUUGUUCAAACGCCACUUUACCCAAGUGGAGUUCUACCAGGGAUCUGUUCUCAACCCUCACGAUCUGGCCCGAGUGAAGGUACUGUACUAGCAAGUACUGCUGUUAUACAUCAUAUUACACCAUACUGUAGAUACAGGGUGAAAGGCUGUGCGUGAAAAAGACGAUAAGAAAAUACAAAAAAGGCUCCUUAUGCCACCUUGUAAGAGUGACAACGUUUCAAUCCAAGUUGGACCUUUGCUUUGACCUGACAAAGAUCAAUCUUGGGUUGAAACGUUGUAAUAUUUGAAGGUGAGAGGGUUUCUGCUGUGUAUUCUCUAACUGUAACUCUUCAUCGUUCCCUGAAUAGAUUGAGUCAGCAGACGCCUGUCUGAUCCUGGCUAAUAAAUACUGUCCAGAUCCCGAUGCUGAAGAUGCCUCCAACAUCAUGAGGUAAUGAUGAUGAUGGUGACGACGAUAAAUCAUCUGGGGAAAGGACUGUUUACAGUAUGUGUUCAAUUUUCUUUUUGAAUUUGUAGGGUCAUCUCUAUCAAGAACUAUUCCCCCAAGAUACGAAUUAUCACUCAAAUGUUACAGUACCAUAACAAGGUAGGGUCAGCACGUCACUCCUACGCUUCCUGCAAUAAUAAACAUAAUGAUAACUAUGGUUCAAACACAUCUUUGGAGAGGGGAGAGUGUGUAAUGUGUGUGUGUGUGUGUGUGUGUGUGUGUGUGUGUGUGUGUGUGUAGGCUCACCUGCUCAAUAUUCCUAGCUGGAACUGGAAGGAAGGUGAUGAUGCUAUCUGUCUAGCAGAGCUGAAGGCUGGCUUCAUAGCUCAGAGCUGUCUGGCCCAGGGCCUCUCCACCAUGCUGGCCAAUCUCUUCUCCAUGAGGUCUUUCAUCGAGGUAACGUUGAUACAACAUUAACACAACCUUUUCACAAUGAUCUCUUUCAUCAACCUAACCGUGAUACGAUAUCGGUAAGGUAACAUUAACACAAAUUAGUUGACGCAAUGUCAGUAUGGUAACAUUAACACAACCUUUUCACAAUGUCUGUCAUCGAGAUAACGUUGACACAAUGACAGUAAGGUAACAUUAAGGCCUAGAUUCAAUCUGGUCCGCAGAAGAUCCGUGUUAUAGCGUGAUUGACAUUCAAGGGUAAUUUCCGUUUGAGCCAACAUACAGUAUGCAGUGUUUACCGUGAAUGCGGUCUCCGCAAACGCGUAAACGUUGCCUUUAAAAGGUGUAUAGCCGAAAAGGGUUGGUCAGAUUUAAUCUAGACCUAACUCCACAUUUUCACAAUGAGGUCUGUCAUAGAGGUAAAGUUGACACAAUAACAGUAAGGUAACAUAAACACAACUCUUUCACAAUGAUCUCUUUCAUUUAGGUAACGUUUACAAAAUGUCAGUAAGGUAACAUCAACACAACCUAUUCACAAUGUUGUUUUACUUUGGUAUUUACUGUAGUAUUACAGGAUAGAUACUGUAAGUGAUUCCAUGGGAGGACUGAGCUCAGGUCUGCUGAGUGAGACGUCUCUGAGGGAGUGUUUUCAUUCAGAAUCAUAAUGGUCUUUCAGUCAAUCUGGUUUAUCAUAUGGAAUCUGUUGGAUCUUUGGCACUCAGCAUUGAAGAGGUGCUCCUCUAUUUGAAAGAGCUGGUCUUCUUGUCAUAAAGAUGAUGGAGGAGUUUAUAAUGAGUGGGCUGACAAGUGCUGGAUGGAGAAGAAACAUCUGCUGGCCAUAUUUCCUUUAUGAAAACAUAGACUAAGAGAUAUAGAAAAUAUGGACUAUCGACACUAAACCAUAACCGGUGAUAUAAGCUGUGAAUGAAAAGGCAUUGCCCUCGUUAAAGAGGGAUUUAAAACGUUGGGCUUUCAUCAUCUACUAUAUGACAGCUGAAAAGCUUUCAGGAAACUCAUCCCUUAUCGUCUAUGGCAGCUCAGUGGAUAUGAUGUAGCCUGCAUGAACAUCUGACAAAGAAGGGAGGAAUCACUUCACAUGAGAGGAAGAAAUGAAGACAUACAGUAUCAUUAUUACCAUUAUUUGUUGAGUUGUGAAGCGAUACAGCCCUAGUCAGUCAGAACUCAUGCUAGGCCAAGCCUAGUGAAACAACUUGGACACGAUAUACUGUCACCAAGUCAGCACGUCCUUGCUUCACUCAGUCUGUAAUUUUUCAACAAAAACAGUCAACUAAAACGCUAUAUUCAAACCAUACCAUCUCUGUUUUAAUAGCAGGAUGAAUACACAUGGAACACUAUACAUUAUUACAAUCGUUGGCAACAGAAAGUCGAUGUCAAAAUGAUUGACCGAAGAACAUGAAAUGAUUAUAAAACUAUAAUAAAUGCUAAUAUGAUCUAUUUUGAAUGGCACCAUUGUGCGGUUGAGAGAGGACAGGUGUAAUUAAAAUAGUUCUGUAAUAGAGGUGGCCUCUUCUGUCAGCAUGCCUCAGAGAGACCUCCAUAAACAUAUGAAUCUAAAGGCUAUAAUGCUAUAAACGGAAUGCUUAUAGUGCAUGGUGGGUUUUACUUGACGACAGAUUAUUGUGAGGCCUCUUAACGAGGUGAAGAGUGAUGUGUCCGACAGCUGUUCUCAGCACAACUCUUACUAGGUAAUUACAGAGAAUAUGUUCCAAAUGGCAGCCUAUUCCCUAUUUAGUGCAUUACUUUUGACCAGGACCCAUAGCGCUAUAUAGGGAAUAGGGUGCCAUUUGGUAAACACACAUGGAGAAAUAGGUCAGUUCUGACACAUUCAGCUGCAGAUGUCUGUAAUGAGCAUGUGUGUGAAUGGGAGAGGAGGGAUGUCUGGUCAGAUCUGGAUGAAGUUCAUCAGGCCUUGUUUUGUUACCAGGGCGAUAAUAGGCCGUCGUCAUUGCAAUUUGUCGUCACGGGUGAUUGAAACAGGAAGAGAACCAGAAAGUUAGUGAGAGGUGCUAACGAGAGACCAAAGAAUACACAUGCACACACACACAAUAGAAUGGAUGCAAUCUCCGCAGGACCCCCUCGAUUAGUGUUCCCCUAAAGAUGGCUGACCAAUUGCUUUCCCCCCAAACAGGCGAGGCAUGUGAGUGUGUUAGUUAUAGAGGAAGUGUGUUCUGAGUCCCAUAUUAAAUCCUGUAUAGCUGUCAGGAUGGGGUGGAGUUAUGAUGGAGAAGAGACAUGGAGACAGUUUCAUAAUAUGUCUGAGGAGCUGCAGUCUGCAGUUCAUCAAAGUGUCUUCUCCAUCACUGAGAGACUGCUAAUGAUGGGCUUAUAAAGGGCUUGUAAGGGGUUUAUAACGGCUUAUAACUGUGCUAAAGUUACUACUAUACACAUUUCCAUCUGUAUACAUAUUUAUAUAUGUAUUUAUAUGUGUCUUUACGUAUUUAUAUAUGUAUUUAUAUGUAUCUUUACGUAUUUAUAUAUGUAUUUAUAUGUAUCUUUACGUAUUUAUAUAUGUAUGUUGUGCUUGUUGCUUCUCAGAUUGAAGAGGAUACGUGGCAGAAGUACUAUUUAGAAGGGGUAGCUAAUGAGAUGUACACAGAGUAUCUGUCCAGUGCCUUUGUGGGGCUCUCCUUCCCAGCAGUCUGUGAGUAAGUAUGACACUCCACAGUGAUCUAGUCCUUGGGCCGGUAUGGAUAACUCUCUCUGCUCUGUUUUACUGCUACUGUAUAACUGCUGUUCGGUCCCUGGUACUGCUACAACUGCUGAAGAGUAGAUGGUAGAUAGAGGAGGUCAAUGACAUUAAUACUAAAUGAUUAUAAUAUAAAAGAAAAGGAACAUUUUAAUUUGAAACUAUUGGUCAUGUUGAAAUAGUAGCUACCGUACAUAAUGUAGAACCGUGAUGAGGCAUAGCAUUCCCUUACAAUUCUCUGUGUUUGUCUGUCUGUGUCAGGCUGUGCUACGUGAAGCUGAAGCUGUUGCUUAUCGCCAUCGAGAACAAGUCGGAACUGGGAGAGAGCAGGUUUGUGUCUCUGUGUUUCUGUCUGUUUCUCUCUGUCUGUUUCUCUCUGUCUGUUUCUCUCUGUCUGUUUCUCUCUGUCUGUUUCUCUCUGUGUUGUACAGGACUACAAGGCUGCUCUUGUUCUGUAAAUCACUGCUGGACUUCUCUGUCUGUAACAUCCCAGAACAUUUUCAAAUCCUAGGAUGUCUUUCAAGAUUUAUCUGUAAAUAGUUGUCUCUGUGUUGAACCAUGAUAACCAUUAAUGCCAUAUGGUACUAUUAACUUGCUAACUAUUAACAUGAAGUACUAUAUUUCACUUACCAUAAAUUGCUAAAUCCCACCCACCCCAACGCCAACAGCAGUGUGAACCGGUUUUGUACAAAUAAUGCAUUUAUAGUAGAGUUGUUUUAGUUGAGUUUUUAGUAUAUUAUGAAAUCACUAUAGAAGAAGUAAUGUCUAACUAACUUGUUAUUAUGAUAUAUUUUGAACAACAUUUAUUUUAAAACUUUUGCUCAGCCUUUUUGUUGUGUGCUUGCACCUGGACAUGGGAUCCUGAGGCAUUUUCUUUGCUCAUGCCAGGCUUUUUUCCAUGACAUAGUGCCACCAUUCUCAGUGCCAUCUGAACUGCAUAUCUCUCUGAUAGUAGAAGUAAAUUAUUUCAUAGAUGCAAUAUGUGUAAUAAGAUCAGCUCUUAAGAUCAAAUAAGUACCUCCUAGUUUACUAAGUGAUAUGAAGGUCUUAAACUUUUUCUCAGAGUGCUACAGCAAGCACUUUCAUUUUCCCAUCAGAAGGUAGACGGACAGCAAAUUGAGACAUAAUUGAAAAUUGAGACACAUUCAUAAUAUGAUUUUUCAUCUCUCCUUUUAUGUUAAUAACAACUGUUUGAUUUUAGGUUGUUUUCUUGUUGUUUGCAGAAGCCGAAAGCGGUAUGCCCUCUUCCUUAUAUUUCCCUCCAAAGUUCAACCCUAUCUCCACCACUUUAGAGCUUCUGACUGGGUUUUGUUUCCUAAGGAUACUUUUCCAAACCCUAUAUCAAAAUGAGCCAAUUUCUCACUAUAUCUUUGAUUGUGUUCCUUGUGCCUAAUGCACUAACUUCUUUGCAGGCAGAGAGAGAAUAGUUGAAUUUGACUCGUUUGUAACUCUUGUUGAUUUGUCUGAUGUUGUCGAUGUGCCCAGGCUAACACCAUCUCCUCCAUUUUUACCUCCUGUUUUGAGUUUCUUUCUGUCUCUCGUUGUCAGUCGUUCUGCUUAAUUUCUCUCUCACUUCAGUUCUUUUUCAGUGUCUUCAGUCAGUCGUAACUGUGUGUGAACGUUGCCAAACUGAUUAUUAUUUUCUUCCCAGUGUUUCUUUAUUUUUGUGCUAUGCUCAUUAUCAAACAGUACUUCACAUUUUUAUAGUUUUGAUAGUGUCAUCUCACAUAUCAGUCAAGAGACAGAUUGUUGAUGUCUGAACCCCAGAAGGGUUUAUUGAUGGAUAAGGCUAUUGUUGCACAUUUCUGUAAUAUUAUGGAAUCGAUGGUUUGAUUAUAUGUCAUUGCAGUUUGACACAAACACAUGUUUUAUAGAUUUUUACGAUACCAACAGCAUUUGUUAUGCCAUGUCAUAUCUUAUUCAAGGCAUGGGAUCAUUAACUUUGGAUAAAUUAACAUUUAUCCAAUGGAGUUGUUUAAUUUUAGGCCACGUUUUCCAUGGGUGCUGCAAAUCAUCUUCAUACUUGCAUUUCAUCCCUUUCUUACUGUUUUAUCAUGUGUGUGGAUACUGUUUGCUUUGUGUGCGUGUGCGUGUGCGUGCGUGUGCGUAAGCUUGUGUGUGUGUGUGUGUGUGUGUGUGUGUGUGUGUGUGUGUGUGUGUGUGUGUGUCAGUCACCAUGUUCCCCCAUACCUGUGAGUCUCUGAGUAGAUGUUAUCAAGUGAGGUCACUUCCUGUCAGUUUGGUGUUUAAGAAAACAAUCCAACUGCACAGAAGUUACUGCAACAGUCUGCAUCUACGUACCUGUCUCUUUAUCUGUACUGCAGUGGCUAUGCCUGGUCUGUUUUACAAGUGUCCUACUCACACUGUUUGGUAACUGCAUGUAAUAACACUCUAUCAUAUGGGAUGUGUGAUGCUUGCCUUGUUGCUCCCAAUAUGAGGUUUUGAUACAUUGUGGGCCUCUAUGCAUAAUUGGAGAAAAUUACAUUUUGUUAUGUUUCUUUGUUAUUAGAUCUAAAAUGUGUAAACUAUGUGAAAUCUCAGAUUUGGGCAGCAAUGUGUUUUUUGUAGUGGCUUUGUUAGUUUAUUUUGUAUUUUCCCGAAACAGCAUGUCAAUUGUGAUUCCUUUUUUCUACUCUGGGGCCAUUCAAUCUUAUAUAAAGCUCAAUAGUGCAACUUUAAACUUAAGUUUAGCAAAAUAUCAUGUUGUUUUGUUUUACUGUUGCUAUUGAUUACAGCUUUAUAAUUGAUCCAAUCGCCCCCUUAUUGUUUAAGUAUGUUGUUUGUAGAGCCCAGAGGAAAGAUUUUUUAUCAUUUGCGAAUUAGUCUGUAGUUUUCAGCUGCUCUCAGCUAUUUUCUGAGCCUGCAUGCACUUUUACACAGUAUAAUGUUGGUAUAGACAAGUGUUCUCAAAUCUGUCCAAACAGUUUAGUACCAAAAACUAAAAACUUUUGUAAAGUAUAAAGGCCGUACAUUGAAUGACAGUGAAGAAAUAGUAAAUUAAAUAAUUGGCAAAAUAAAGUAUUAAUAAAUUGAAGAGUUGGUAAAGUAAAAUAAAGUAUUAGUAAAUUAAAGAGUUGGUCAAUUAUUAGUAAAUUAAAGAGUUGGUAAAAUAAAGUAUUAGUAAAUUAAAGAGUUGGUAAAUUAUUAGUAAAUUAAAGAGUUGGUAAAAUAAAGUAUUAGUAAAUUAAAGAGUUGGUAAAGUAAAAUAAAGUAUUAGUAAAUAAUAGGGCGGCAGGUAGCUUAGUGGUUAAGAGCGUUGUGCCAGUAACCGAAAGGUCGCUGGUUCUAAUCCCCGAGCCAACUAGGUGAAGUGAACUAUUGUCAAAGUAUAGUAUUCAUAAAAGAAAAAGUAAAAUAUUUGUAAAGUAUUAUUAAAGUAAGUUAGUAAAGUAUUCCUAAAGUAAAAUAUUAUUCGUUUCCCUUUCGUCUGGGCUCAGAGGCCAGGGGUGUCGUCCCCUGACAGUCGGUCUGUGUGUUCCGUUUGUUAGUCUCUGUCUGCACUCCCAUCAUUGAUGAUUCCUACCCACAGGCAACCAUUAAUGAACUGGGCGUAUAUGCGUGUGUCGUCCACUCUCGUCUCAGUCUAAUUCAGGGGGAAUGAUACAGCCAGUCCAUACAGGCACCCUACACACACAAACACCAUCCAAAUCUACAAUAUCUUCUUUACUGUAGACAUAUGUUUGAGGAUACAGUUUUAGGGUCUGUGAGGUUAGGGGUUACAGGGCUAGGGGUUAGAGUGAAUUUGAAUAUGAAUGUUACUUAUCCAUUAGAUAACAUUACAUGGCCAUUUCCCCUCAGCUUCUUGGUUAUUAAUUCAUUCUUCCUGAUAAAUCAACAUGGACAUUGAUAAUGUAAAUAAAAAAAUGCAUAUCAUAUCACAUUUCCUAGCUUAAAUACCCUAAAGCAGCACUGUAGCAGUGCUAUAACAAUACUAUAAUACCCUAAAGCAGUACUGUAGCAGUACUAUUUUUUAUUUAUCUUUUCCCUUUAUUUAACUAGGGUAGUCAGUUAAGAACAAAUUCUUAUUUACAAUGAUGAUCUACCCCGGCCAAACCCGGACGACGCUGUGCGCCGCCCUAUGGGACUCCCAAUCACGGCCGGAUUGUGAUACAGCCUGGAAGCGAACCAGGGUCUGUAGUGACGCAGUGCCUUAGACCGCUGAGCCACUCGGGAGCCCUAUAACAACACUAUAAUACACUAUAUAACAACACUUAGCCUAUAGCAGAUGAUUCCUAUUCCUCUGUAGUGUUAGUCCAAGGGCUGUUCAUUCCCUUGCCUUCCACUGUCCAGUACUAACCCAGGUAACAGUAUCUAACUGUAGUGUAACAUGCCCGUAACAUCAUUCUGAUAGCUGAUUGGCUCUGACUGCUGAGACUGAAACCACUCCAUAAAACAAUUUUAAUUCUUUUUGCCCCCCCCCCCCACCCACCCACCCAUCCUAACCCCGCCCCUACUCCCACUCCAAGCCAAUCAGAACCAUGGUGAAAAAGAAAAGAAUUAAAAUGUACAAACCAACUCAUGCUGUUGCGCAUUCUGUCCAUAUGUGUGAGUAGCUUCAGAGAAGGUGGCUAAACAUGGAAACAAGGGAAGAAGCAAGGUGUUUUUCGACACAAUAACACUUGAACAAAUACCCACCUCCAUACAGUGGCCUACAAGCUCACACUGAUAGCAUUUACAGUACUUCCAUUCCAUACCACUCUCCAAACAAAACAACUGGAGACUGCAGAAGCUCUGAUUCCAUUGACCAAUCCGAUCAGGCCGCUCUAGAUGGCUGGCUGUAGUACUCUAGUUCCAGCUAGAGGGUUGAUGAUGUGUGUGUACCAUUCCUCUUAAUUAGCGCGUGAGUGUGACUCUAACGGCCGUAACAACGCCUACAGAGCGUGAUGUCAUCUAUCUCUCCCAUUACCCAGCAUCCUCAUCAACCCGGGGAACCACGUAAAGAUGCAGGAAGGAACUCUGGGGUUCUUCAUCGCCAGCGACGCCAAAGAAGUAAAGAGGUAAUGGCAGAAAAACGCCACAGUCUCAGUUUAAAGCCUUGUCUGUGUUUUCAUUCUCUUGGUGGCUAAAAAGGACAACAUACAAAGCGAUUAGACAUUAAACUUCCAUAAAUAUCAUUGGUAAAAGCCAGCUCACAUCUCAACCUGGUGGAAUGGGUGAAACUCACUAGGUGUGAGUUGCAAACCGAGACAAUAAAUGUCUAUGCUGCUGUUUCCCCCCAGAGCAUUUUUCUACUGCAAAGCUUGUCACGAUGACAUCACAGACCCCAAACGGAUCAAAAAAUGUGGCUGCAAACGA
Molecule: messenger RNA, 17091 nt
Organism: Coregonus sp. 'balchen'
Lineage: Eukaryota; Metazoa; Chordata; Actinopteri; Salmoniformes; Salmonidae
Source: the annotation of a GenBank genome assembly